Molecule: messenger RNA, 1049 nt
Organism: Bursaphelenchus xylophilus (pine wood nematode)
Lineage: Eukaryota; Metazoa; Nematoda; Chromadorea; Rhabditida; Aphelenchoididae
Source: the annotation of a GenBank genome assembly
AUGGUCGAAAUCGACUGGGCAUUCUGCCUCUCCUUCCCAUUCGGCGUCCUCAAAACUCUGCAUGUCAUCGCUCCGUUCGCAUUUCUGAUCACCGUAUACCUGGGGCCAUACAUUUACAGCGGAGUGGGGUUCACGCUUCUGGUUGGAUGGAUGUCUUUCACAACAAAUACAUUCAUUUUGAUUAUGUACUUGCUGGGAAUUCAUCGAAAGGACUUGGAAACGAACGGCAACAGCAUCAUGUUUUUCGCGGUCACAAUUGCUGUAGGUUGGAGAAGAUUGUGGAAUAUCUCGAGAUUGUGUGUAAAUCUUGAGCUGAAAUUUUCAGGAAUCAAUUUUCACUGUAGAUUUUAGAUUUGGGUUGAAUUUGAAGAAAAUGUAGCCGUCCAACUUUGAGAAAUUUUUAUAUUAAUCUAGCUACCCAUGUAUAACAAAAAAAAAUUUUUACGACGAAAAUUUGUUGUUUUAAAAGUUUAGUGAGGAGUUUAAUGUUAAUGUGGCUUCAUAUUAAGCAUUGUGCUUUCCAGGACUUCUUUGCCAACGCCUUAUUUGGAGCGUUAUUUUUGAUUUCAACAUUCAUCAAUGCAAUCGCCAUGAUCAGCGGAAUCGAACAUCGGUUUUCAUUGUUCUUGACAUAUCUGUUUGCAACGGUAAGCAUAAAUAAGCUCGGUGAAGGAUGCUCAGUAGAUUUUUGACUUGAUUUGAGAGGAAAAAAUCCAAUUUUGAGAGAAAAAUUCCAAUUUUGUCUUAUUUUUUAUAUUGUUUAUGACAGUUUUAGCCUAAAACAAGGUGAUUUGACCCAAAUUUUGAUGUUUAAAAUACAUAACAGGGAUUUUAGAAUAUGUUGAGAUCAGUUUUACACAGGAUUCUUUCAGAUUUUCUGCAUAAUCUCGACGAUUUCGAUGAUUUAUUACGUGAUCCGCAUCUAUCGCGCCUGUCCCAACGGAAACCUCUCAAAUCUCAAGUAUCUGGUGGUGAAUGGCAAAGAUAUCACACUCAGAGAAGGGUUCGGCUACAGCUCUCAAUCCGGUGGGCCAAGACAGUAUGCCUAA